Cyphellophora europaea CBS 101466 is the source of this 885-nucleotide messenger RNA. RefSeq lists its product as uncharacterized. The coding region runs from base 1 to 885 and encodes 294 amino acids. The transcript has a single exon. Gene Ontology annotation, cellular component: mitochondrion. NCBI's taxonomy places the organism in Eukaryota, Fungi, Ascomycota, Eurotiomycetes, Chaetothyriales, Cyphellophoraceae. The record is from RefSeq and is a predicted model, not a curated record.
AUGGCGAAAAUACGGCCCGUCACCGAUAUUCCCAGAUUCCUUGUGCCACGUCUGUCGUGGGCUUCCGCCGCCUCCUUCAACUCUGCUUCCGGACCGUCUCUACGAGCGAUCACGCAACGGGCUAACCUUGCGAAGGCCCGGCAACUCUCCACUGUCCGAGCUGUUCAGUCCGAAGACCCUGAAUCCCAUCAAUAUCGAUCUCGCAAUGCCGCACUUGCGCAAUCUAAACGGACACGUUCACAACCACUGGCCACUGGAAAUGCUCCCAUACGGCACAAUGGGGUCUACGUAGCCUCAUAUCGGGGCGCAAGGCGAGCAUUCUCGUCUACAACAGUGCAGCAAAAGGACCACCAUUUCGACACUCUCAAGUUUGUCCAGCGACUAAAAGGCGAAGGAUUUUCCGAAGAUCAGGCUGUGGCCAUGAUGCGCGUGUUGAACGAUGUCAUAGAAGAGUCAAUCCAGAACCUCACUCGUACGAUGGUGCUCAAGGAAGAUGCGGAGCGCAGUACAUAUACCCAAAAAGUCGACUUCGCCAAACUCCGCAGCGAGCUUUCCAACGCCGACAGCACCGAAGCGCAGCUGACGCGCUCGAGCCACGAGAGACUAUCCAGUGAUCUCGCGAAGCUCAACUCACGCUUACGAGACGAAAUCGGCAGAACUCAGGCAAGCGUGCGCUUGGAUUUGAACUUGGAGAAGGGCAGAAUCCGAGAAGAGGCAAAUACCCAAGAGAUGCGCAUCAAGGAGACAGAGGCACGCAUCGAGCAAGAGGUGGCCAGCCUUCGAGAGCGGAUCGAAGCUGUGAAAUUCUCAACAGUGCAGUGGUUGAUGGGUGUGUGCACCGGCACGGCAGCGCUUAUUCUUGGUGCCUGGCGUCUCCUGAUGUAG